This is a messenger RNA of Linderina pennispora, 442 nucleotides long. RefSeq names its product POZ domain-containing protein. Bases 23 to 343 code for a protein of 106 amino acids. Gene Ontology annotation, molecular function: protein-macromolecule adaptor activity. The record is from RefSeq and is a predicted model, not a curated record. Lineage: Eukaryota; Fungi; Kickxellomycota; Kickxellomycetes; Kickxellales; Kickxellaceae. Gene Ontology annotation, biological process: ubiquitin-dependent protein catabolic process. Gene Ontology annotation, cellular component: elongin complex. The transcript has a single exon.
UCCACACAUACCUCUUUCCACAAUGUCUGGUACUGAAGAAUCCCCCACUGUGAAGCUGACCAGCGGCGAUGGCUUCUCAUUCAUUAUUGACAAGGCGGUUGCCAAGCAAUCGGCUACUAUAAUGAAUAUGCUCGACAUGUCAACGGGUGGGUUCACUGAGGCACUGACCAGCGAGAUCAGAUUCCCAGAAAUUAAGGGCCAGGUGCUGGAAAAGGUGUGCCAGUACCUGUUUUACAAACACAGGUACGCCGAUGAGGGUGCAACCGAGCGAGUGCCAGACUUUGAAUUUGACCUUGAAAUAUCUCUGGAGCUGAUGAUGGCUGCGGACUAUCUCGACUGCUGAACGUUUGUUGAAUAAAUUCUCUUGAGAUUUCAGCUGGAGUGACACGCCCUGGCGACAUCACCUGCUAUAUUAUCCAGUAGCAUCAGCGGGAAAUGCUGG